This is a messenger RNA of Microplitis demolitor, 1520 nucleotides long. RefSeq names its product short/branched chain specific acyl-CoA dehydrogenase, mitochondrial. Gene Ontology annotation, cellular component: mitochondrion. The transcript is spliced from 8 exons. The record is from RefSeq and is a predicted model, not a curated record. Bases 201 to 1445 code for a protein of 414 amino acids. Gene Ontology annotation, molecular function: acyl-CoA dehydrogenase activity; flavin adenine dinucleotide binding. NCBI's taxonomy places the organism in Eukaryota, Metazoa, Arthropoda, Insecta, Hymenoptera, Braconidae.
GUUUGGUUGCCCUCGUCGAUCAGUCCCACUCCAGUACUCACUCAAUAUUAUUUUAUUUGAUAUUAUAUUAUUUAUUAGUCUACUUUGUCACAGCAUACGAUUCGCACAUACUUCCAUCCAAUCGAUCUCGUCAUUCUUAAUUAAAUUUUUUUUUUUUAUUCAAAUAAUUUUUAUUUCUUUUUAUAAUUUAACUCCCAAUAAUGAACGCUCUUAAAACACUUUUGAGAAAAACUCCACAAAAAUGGAUAAAAAAAAGAAAAUUUCAUAUAACUGCAUCAGUAUUAAAUUAUACACCAGGACCUCUGACCCAGUUUACUGAGGACGAAAUAAUGAUGAAAGAAACUGUUGCCAAGUUAGCCAAGGAAAAAAUUGGACCAUUAGUCAAAAAAAUGGAGAAAGAAGGAAAAGUAGACGAUGGUGUUUUAAAACAAUUGUUUGAAAACGGCUUAAUGGGACUAGAAAUAUCAUCAGAUUACGGCGGCAGUAGUUGUAAUUUUAUGACGACAAUUUUAGCCGUUGAAGAAUUGGCUAAAGUUGAUGGCGCAGUAGCCGCACUUGUUGACAUCCACAACACAUUAGUUAAUUCAUUAAUUAUAAAAGUUGCAUCUGAAGAACAAAAAGCUAAAUAUCUACCGAAAUUAGCCCAAGAAUUCCCCGGAAGUUUUUGUCUUACCGAACCAGGAGCUGGCUCGGAUGCGUUUUCAUUAAAAACAGAAGCAAAAAAAGACGGGGAUCAUUAUAUUAUUAAUGGGACAAAGAUGUGGAUAUCAAACUCCGAUAUCGCUGGUGUAUUUAUAGUUUUUGCGAAUGCAAAUCCAUCGAAUGGUUAUCGCGGGAUUACAACAUUUUUUGUAGACAGAGACAUGCCAGGAGUGUCUGUAGGAAAACCUGAAGAUAAAUUGGGAAUAAAAGCAUCGGGAACAUGUAUGGUGCACUUUGAAAAUGUGCGCGUACCUGCUUCGAAUAUUUUAGGACAAUUUGGCCACGGGUAUAAAUACGCAGCGGGUUUUUUAAAUGAAGGCCGUAUUGGUAUCGGCGCUCAAAUGAUUGGUAUCGCUCAAGGAUGUCUUGAUGCAACAAUCCCGUACACUCUUGAACGUAAACAGUUUGGAAGUGAUAUUUUUUCAUUUCAAUCAAUGCAACAUCAAAUCGCGCAGGUGGCAACAGAUUUAGAAGCUGCAAGAUUAUUAGUUUAUAAUGCCGCGAGAAUGGUCGAAGCUAAGCAAGAUUUUGUCAAAGAAGCAGCGAUGGCUAAACUUGUUGCUUCAGAAACCGCAUUAAGAGUAACAGCUAAAUGUAUAGAUUUUAUGGGCGGUGUUGGAUUCACGACAGAUUUUCCUCAAGAAAAAUAUUUCCGUGACUGUAAAAUCGGCACUAUUUAUGAAGGAACAAGUAAUAUGCAAUUAUCAACAAUUGCUAAGCAAAUACGUAAAAUGUAUUCAUAAUAUUCAGAUACUGAUACUGAUAUUAAAAUAAUAAAUUAUAUCAACGAUUAAAUGAAUUCUCAUACUUAAAAUAAA